Messenger RNA from Drosophila innubila, 1375 nucleotides. RefSeq names its product dihydroorotate dehydrogenase (quinone), mitochondrial-like. The coding region runs from base 141 to 1337 and encodes 398 amino acids. Gene Ontology annotation, molecular function: dihydroorotate dehydrogenase activity. The transcript is spliced from 2 exons. Gene Ontology annotation, biological process: pyrimidine ribonucleotide biosynthetic process; 'de novo' pyrimidine nucleobase biosynthetic process. Gene Ontology annotation, cellular component: mitochondrial inner membrane; cytoplasm. The record is from RefSeq and is a predicted model, not a curated record. Lineage: Eukaryota; Metazoa; Arthropoda; Insecta; Diptera; Drosophilidae.
AUAAAAGUUCAAAAUAUUUGCUUAUCCAAAUAUAUAGUUUUAAAAAUGUUAAUAAAAACAGAGGAUAAAACUCGCGACAGCUAAGAAUAGAAAAGCAUAAGAGUAGCAUAAUCAACCACCAGAUUAAUUAGGACAAACAGAUGGCGCAGCAGCCGAAAAGAUUUUCGCGCCUGCGAAAGCUGGGCUUGUUGAUGAGCGGCAUAGCGGCGGUAUACAUGGGUCUGACCGCAUACGAGAACCAGGAUAGUCUAUUCCGUACAUUCGUGAUGCCGGCAAUGCGUCUACUUCCAGCCGAGACGACACAUAACUUGGCCGUGAUGGCGUGCAAGUAUCGCAUUUAUCCGGCCUCCAAUUACAUGGAUGAUUACAAUCUGCAUACCUCGUUUUUCGGUCGACUCAUAAGUAAUCCAAUUGGCAUUGCCGCCGGUUUUGAUAAGAAUGCUGUGGCAUUGAAUGGCUUAAAGGAUUUGGGUUUCGGCUUCAUAGAAAUUGGCAGCGUAACGCCAAUGGCCCAAAAGGGUAGUCCCAAGCCAAGAAUCUUUCGUCUCAGCGAAGAUCGAGCGAUUAUUAGUCGCCAUGCUUUGGAUAGCGAUGGACAUCAGGUGGUGAUGCAACGUCUCCGGAGAGUGCUUGCCCGGAAUGACUUCAAGGCUGUCGUGGGCGUUAAUCUGGGCUCAAAUCGCAGUUCCACAACUCCAAUUCGAGAUUAUGUUUCGGGUGUUAAGAUCUUUGGUCCCUUGGCCGAUUACCUUGUGGUCAAUGCCACAAAUCUACCAUCGAGAGGUCAUCACAGUGUUGAGAAUAAGAAGCGACUAAUUGAACUGCUGACGGCGGUGAAUCGAGCAAAGGCGGACCUCAAUCAGAGAAGAAAAGUGCCCAUAUUGUUGAAGCUAUCGCCAGACAUGACGCUGGACGAGAUGAAGGAGAUUGUCGCGGUGAUUGCAUUGAAAAAAUGCCAUGUCGAUGGUUUGGUCGUAUCCAAUACGACAUCAACCCGUGAGAAUCUCAGCGAUUCCAGGUUGGCCAGUGAAAAUGGAGGACUCAGUGGUCCUCCACUUCGGGAACGCUCCACAAGACUGAUUGCCCAAAUGUACGAUCUCACAAAGGGCACUAUACCCAUCAUUGGUGUGGGCGGCAUCUCGUCUGGCCGGGAUGCCUUUGAGAAAAUUCAAGCGGGUGCCUCCUUUAUCCAAAUCUACACGGCCUUCGUUUACGAAGGUCCCGAUCUCGUGGAUCGCAUUAAGGAGGAUCUCUCGUUGCGAAUCAGCGAGGCGGGCUUUGCCAACAUUCAAGAGGCUGUCGGUUCCAAUUACAAAGAAUAUCUGCCCAGCAAAUAACCUCCAAUAAAUUACAUAUGUAUAUAUUUUCAAUAAAA